Molecule: messenger RNA, 945 nt
Organism: Macroventuria anomochaeta
Lineage: Eukaryota; Fungi; Ascomycota; Dothideomycetes; Pleosporales; Didymellaceae
Exons: 1
Coding region: 29-715 (228 amino acids)
Source: RefSeq, a predicted model, not a curated record
CUUCACCUCCACCACCCAUCCUUUCACUAUGUUCGCACAAACCCCCCUCAGAGUCCGCGCCGCGGUCAGGGCCGUCGCAGCGCAAACAACACGCACCUACACCUCACGCGCCGCCGAAAUGCCCACCCGCACCGCACCCAUCCGCACCCUGCUGCGCACCACAACGCUCCGCGCAUCCACAACAGCCGCCCAGCGCGCCUCACCCUACCUCACAUCGCAAAUCCACACCCAAACGCAACCCUCACUGCGCUCGCGCUCUCCAUCCCCACCCCCGCGCUACGAAGUCCGGAACCACUCCCUUCUCGCCGCGCCAAACCAAUGGACGCGCUUCUCCACACCCACCUCGCUCUCCAGCGUGCGCACAUUCACAUCUUCCCCGAAAAUCCUCUGGCCCGCCGAGUCCCCCCCGAGCAUCUCGCCCGAGCAUCUCAAAGUGAUAGAAGACCACAUCGAGACGAUAACGGAAAUGUUCGGCACCGCCAAAGACGAAUUCGAAAUCGCGUCCGAGGAGACGGACAAGAACACGACGUACGCGCAGGACGACCGCGAGGCAGCAAGGGAGGAGCUGGACAAGCUGCUGGAGUACUACGGGCGCGUUGUGAGUGAGGCCGAGGAGGCGGUCGGUGCGGAGGUCAAGAGGAGGGUCGGGCAUCGGAUUAGGGAGUUGAAGGCGGGGGUCGAGGCGCUGGAGGAGAGGGCGUUGGAACAUGACUAGAUGUUGACGUUCAUAUCGUUUGGGUGCAUAGAAGUUGCGUAGAGAGUUCGAAACGAGUUUAGGGCAUGGGAGGCGUUUGGGAGCGCUUAAGAGACCGACGGACAUAUUGAUAUGCACAUCGUGGGUUAGAUGCUCACGUGUAUCAGUACUAUAGCUGUGCAAAACUUUUACAUAUUUGAAUGUUGAUGCGUAUGCUAUUCAUGCUACGUGCUGGGGGCCAAGACGCUCAU